AUGGGACCAGGGAUGCUGAAUAAGCCGCAGUGCUCAGGACAGUCCCGCGCAAUGAACUGUCUUGCCUUUAAAGACACCAAGGCGGUUCCUUUAUACUCUAUACUCGCAGCGGACAGCAAACAACAGCAGGCUGGGAGUCAGGUGGCCUGGGUUCUUGACUCAGGUUCUCGGAUAGCACAGCAUGACCUUGGGUCGCUGCUAUUGAAAUCUGAAAAAUUCCGAGCCGCACGGCUUGGUGUGCGCCUGCCAUCUAGUGGUGAGACAGGUGAAUACCGCCUUGGUGUGCGCCUGCCAUCUAGUGGUGAGACAGGUGAGGGGUCCCGUGCGCCCAAGGCCAGCUUCCCGGGUCGGUUCUGUCACCCUCCCCUCCCCCGCGCGCGUGUCUGCGCGAAGUGUGGCGGCUGCAGCUCCCGGACGGGGCCCCGAGUUGCGGGCGCCAGCGGGGGCUGGGGGGGCUCCCUCGCCCCUCGCCCGACGCCCGCAGCCAGUGCCGCCGACCAGAGCCGUGGCGCCCGCCUGCUCCUCUCUACCCCGAAGCCAGGCUCCAAGGGGGAGGCGGGAGGGCCGAGAUGGGCUCCUUCACUCCCACCGCGGGCGCCCCUGGUGGGGGGGGGCAGCGGCGAGGGGGCGCGGGGCCGCGAGGGGCCCCGGGGCGCAGGGGUGGCCGCCCGAGGGCGCAGCGGGCGCGGCGGGAGGAGGCAGCCGGGGAACGGAGGGGCGGGGACGGGCGGGGGCGGGGCGGAGACUCCCGCCUCCUCCUUCCGAUCCUCCCCCUCCUCGAGCCGGGAGUCCGCGGCGCUGGCUCGGGGCUGCGGGAUGGGGACUUAG
This is a messenger RNA of Panthera uncia (snow leopard), 828 nucleotides long. Its product is annotated as translation initiation factor IF-2-like. Bases 1 to 828 code for a protein of 275 amino acids. NCBI's taxonomy places the organism in Eukaryota, Metazoa, Chordata, Mammalia, Carnivora, Felidae. The transcript is spliced from 4 exons. The record is from RefSeq and is a predicted model, not a curated record.